Amoebophrya sp. A120 is the source of this 2873-nucleotide messenger RNA. The record is from the annotation of a GenBank genome assembly. NCBI's taxonomy places the organism in Eukaryota, Dinophyceae, Syndiniales, Amoebophryaceae.
CAUUUGUAAGAUUUUGUGUCUUUUUCUUGAUCUUGUUCUUCACUGACAUAAAAAAACUCAGCGGACCUUCAUGUAUUGUAUGCUAGUGGCGCUGGCGCAAAAUAAAGUCUUGCUCCAGCACAGGCGUUUCAAAUCAGGAGCAAGUAUGCUCCCAGCUUGUGGUCGGUCAAGGAUGUAUACCCGGCUGCUUGCUCCUGGGGAUCGCCUCGAGUCCACGGCAUCGAAUACUAGCGCGAAGGUAUUAAAGUCGCUAUGGGGCAACAUACUCUCAUCGUUGAUUUUCGUGGUUGCAGCUGCGGCUGCCAUCGGUCCAGCUGGUGUUUGCGUUCGGGCGUCGUCCCCAUCAUUCCGACGAGGCAUCCCCGCGUCUUUGACUUUGUCAAGCACCGCGGCGCCGGCAGUCCAGAAGACGAACAAACAGGAAAGAACUCCGUGCAAGCUAAGCUCCUGUCUCCUUGGUUGCGCCCGAGUGCGACAAGAAGUCGCUUCCUUCCUGCGCGGCACAACAACUAAGAGGCAGCUUAUGUCAGAGUCGUCCGAGGACAGCACAGCGAGCUUGGUUGGUACCGGUUCGCCCGUCGUGCUGCCAUUGUCUUCCUCCUCCACGACAUCAACAGCGACAUCUUCGCCUAGCGGUUUUACUUCUUCCCCAGCCGCACCAUUGACACCACGAAUAGAAACCUUGUCCCCAAGCACUAACGCGGGUCAGCGGUUGCAGCUCGCGCUUACCAAUGCCGGUUACUUUCGCGCUAGCGACAUUCGGACUGCUACUACGUGUUCCGUUCCCGGUGGAGGCGGGGGUGGACGGCAGCGUUGUCACAACAACAUGGACGCAAUACCAGAAGUGGUAGCGAGUUCUUGUGACAUGCCCCCUGCCCCUGCGGGAGAAGAUCGAGACCACGACGAGGCCGGACAUUACCUAGUACCGAGCAUGUCGAAAAUACAACCCGGAGGACCAGCGACUUCUCAGCACUGGCGGGAACAAGGAGCAGGAACAUCUUGUUGCGUGCCACCAGGAGCCCCGCAUCCUUUACAUGUUGCACUGCAUGCGUUAGCGAGAGGGUGCGCGGAUACAAUGAGAAGCAUCUUGUGGAACAACUACCGAAACAAGAACUCCAAGGAUGUUGCAAGUCGUGGAGAAACGAAACACACAGACGAAAGCCGGACAGGUUGCAAGAUUCCGCAGAUUUCGUGCGGCGGAAGUGGGUCGCUUCUUGCAUUCCCCUUUGAUUUGUCCCUGCGGCGCGGCCGACAACGAGGACCGCCCGCCCCGAGCUGUGUAAAUGAGUUCAUCGCCGCGAGUCAGGGAAUCGAAGCGAAGCCUGCACCGACGCGGCGCACUCGCAGUUCUUUCGGUCACAGUAGUAGAGAUUGUCUUUGUCCUGGCCCGCCGGAGUGGGAGUGCAUGGCCGUGCGAAAGUGGAUCCGGGAUGUUCGGCGCGGCAGUCGCCGAAGGAGGAGCGACAUCGAGCCCGACCCUUCGCCUCCGCUGAAGCAGCCACAGUAUUUCUCGUCUCCCUCGUCCUCGACUUGGUCCAGUCCGACCGACGAGGUGGGAUCUUUAGACAGAAAGAAUCAUCAGGCGGUAAAGAACGUACCCCACGACAGUUUUUUCCGCGGGGCGGCGGACCCGAGAACCAGAGAUGGCACAAGUACCCGAGCGUCGAAUCGUCCCGGCCCUGAAUAUGUCAACAGAAGCAGCUGGGGUCCUGUUUUUCUACAUCAGAUGCAGAAUAAAAACUGCAAUGACGCCCAAGAACGGAGCUCCACUAGCGGCAACAAAGCGUCGUCGACCAUUUAUCUGGUUGAGCGUGAGAUGAAAAUGAAUCGUCCCGAGCAUCAGCCGUCAAGAGCGGGAACCCCAGGGCAAGGUCACGGCAACAUCUCGCCCAAUUUUGCAGCUUCUUCUAGUUCUGCGUCUCUGCCCGAGCUGGUGCAGAAUGGACAACGACGGCAGACGGAUACUAGCUAUUACACUACCACUGCCGCUGCACACAGUACUUCGGUCACCACGUCGGCUGUUCGACACGAGGAUUUGGCGAAAACGCCAGUAUUCGUUUUGGGUGCCUGUGGUUCCGACGAUCUGCCCUCGUUGGCAGAAGGGGAGGAUGACGUCACAGCCACACCAUCACCUGCGGACUGGAUGAGGCACGCUUGUGCUCCUGUAAGUGUAGAUCCGCGGGGAGGUACAGCGACGGGUGAAAGACAGCAGCAAACAACACCCGCAGAUGUCGCCCACGCUCGGGGAAGGCGCAAACGACGGAGCUCUGUUCAAGAACUAGCGCAAAUGUUCGACAGGAUGGCAAUCGAGAAAUCAGAAGCGCGCGCGGUCGAGGGCCGCGGGCGACGAGCUGCUGAACCGGCAACGCCCAGACCACGGCAUGUUCGACCAACGCUUCCGACACCGGACGAAUAGGAGCAACGUGAAAGUCUGAUUAGAUAGAAGUUGUGAAGUGAGAACGAGCUAGUAUCUUGUUCUUGACACGCUUUGCUCGCGGUUCCAACUGUGCUCCUGCUCCUGGUCGCUCGGCCUACUGCACCGGACAAAAGCCCACAAGAAUGAGUUUUUGACGUCGAUGAAAGGUCGUGUAACUGACAGAGCGUCCAAAGCAUAAGCAAGAAGAGAAAGCAUAACCAUAAGUCAAUGCAGCUCCUGCACUGCAGCUGGACUGACCUCUUAGUGUCUUGCUUUUACUUGAAAUCAGAGGACUUGUUUUUCCUCCUGGAUCUCAUUGUCAUUCUGAGCAUGUUUAUUUAUUUUGCUCAGCACGCUUUUCUCGCGCCGGCGGCUGUAGUUCAGAUGAUAUUAUUUCCUCAGCAGGCUGCAGUACUUGCAAACGAAACCGUCGAACACGAAAGGUCUUAUUUGGCGC